Molecule: messenger RNA, 555 nt
Organism: Rotaria sordida
Lineage: Eukaryota; Metazoa; Rotifera; Eurotatoria; Philodinida; Philodinidae
Source: the annotation of a GenBank genome assembly
AUGAACGUAUUAUCUAGCCGAACAUCAUCAACAUUGAUAGAUCCAUUGAGUCGUAUGAUUGUAUUCAUAACUGGUCUUUUUACUAUAGCCGCUUUAAUUCUAUCAAUUGUUGGUACAGCUACAUAUUCAUGGUAUUUUAAUCAAGAUUCAACUGGUAAAAUAGUUUAUUAUAAUUUUUUUACUCAAUGUACAGGUAAUAUACUUAAUACAUCGUCAAGUUGUAGUGAUAUACAACGUAAUACUGUACUUGGUCUUGGUACUCAACAUGCAGCUGGACUUUUAGUUGUUGCUCUUUGUCUACUUGGUCUUGGAAUGUUAAUUAUUUUGUCUAUGAAUUUUAUUCAAUUAAUUGGUUUAUUAACUUUUAUUGCACCAAUAAUUCUUUUUCUUGCAGCUCUUUUUAUGGUUGCAGCUCUUGCUGAAGGUUCACGUGUUACAACAUAUAAUAGUUAUAGUGCUAAUCUUGUUGAAACUGGACAUUUACUUACAAUAUUUUCAAUGGGUUUAAUUGCUUUUGCUAGUGGUCGAUUACAUUUUCGAUAUUAUGAGCUUUGA